Molecule: messenger RNA, 2396 nt
Organism: Orbicella faveolata
Lineage: Eukaryota; Metazoa; Cnidaria; Anthozoa; Scleractinia; Merulinidae
Biological process (GO): glutamate metabolic process
Molecular function (GO): D-glutamate cyclase activity
Source: RefSeq, a predicted model, not a curated record
UUUACCUAGGUAAGUAAACUCUGGUACCUCGGUAAACCGUUCAAGUCUAAACACAGCAUAAUCAGUUCCAGUCAACGCCCAUGAACAAUGCAGUCAACUCGAUUAAAAGUAUUGUUUAGAGACCAUGACCUGUGUUCAGUUUUUGCAUAAAUUCCAGCUGAUUUUGUUAAUGGCUGAUUUAUAGAAACGAAUAUGCUGCCUUUUAAGGACCGAGCAAACUGGAGCCCGGCUCAAGCGAGGGGUCAGUUUCGACAGAACAUCUUUCCAUCACUCCCGACGAGCGGUAUAUCAGCAGCUUUUACCCAAGUCAGCGUUCACAUUGUUCCUUCUUCGGCAGCAGGGCACUUCUCUGAAUUUUGCCGAAUGAACCAUGGUCCGUGCCCAAUAGUGCAUCAGAGCAAACCAGGAGAAGUGUCCGCUUCACCCAUAGCUGCUGAUUCGGACAUUCGGACAGAUCAGACAGCAUACGGGAUAUUUGAGCACGGAGUCCACACCAAAACCGUUACAGACAUACUGGACAUACCAUUUGAUGACUUUGUUGCGUUCUAUCUCGGCUGCAGCCACUCGUUUGAACUCGCGCUAACGAACGCUGGCCUUCCAGUUCGACACCAGCAGGUCGACAGAUCUGUGCCGAGCUACAAGACUAAGAUUCCUUGCAUCUCAGUGGGUCCCUUUUCGGGGAAUGUAGUCGCAUCGAUGCGCCCAAUGCCAAGGAAUCUAGUUCAUAGGGCCGCAGACGUGACUGCCGUUUUGGAACAAGUGCACGGAGCCCCUUUACACGUUGGUGAUCCUUGCUGGAUUGGUGUUCAGGAUCUUCUACACCCUGAAUAUGAUGACGAACCGAAUAUCAAGGAAGGAGAUGUAUGUAUGUUCUGGGGCUGUGGAACAACUGCAAUGGAGGUGUUAACCAAUUCAAAACUUCCCCUGAUGAUAAGCUUGAGCCCAACUGCGAACUGCUGCGAUUUCAUAACUGAUCUAAGCAACGAGGCUUUCAACAAGAUGCACACCCCAAAGAGCGGAUUUUUUCAAACUCGAGCCGUGUUCAUAUGUGAGCAGCCUGUUUUGGGCUCCUUGAUUUCUGACAAGGCAAUGGAACUCAUUCAGCAGCUGGAAACACUUGAUAAACACGAUGCAUUAAAACCAGUUAUCGAAGUCAACGGCAAACCGGACGAACCAGUUGAUUCUCUCAUCAAAGCAGCUAUGAGGCUCAGCCACGCUUCUUCCGUUGCCAUAGUAACGCUGGACGAUAUUUCUACCAAGGGAGGCUUCAGCGUGUUGUCGGUUAUCAAGUCUCUCAUGGCAACCCAGACGAAAGACAUCGUUCUGCUCGUUCCAGAAGAAAAACACCCAGAGUGGACAAAUGCCAUUAGCAGUUGUGUAGAUUUGAAGAUGUUAAAGAAGCCAGUUCGCGUCAGUACAUUUGAAACGUGUGGUCAAUGCUCAAAGGAAGAUACCUUGAAGAUUUUGCGUCCCUUGUUGUCCACUAUGGAUGGCAUAAAACCUGUUGGAGAUUGUUCUCGCAAAUUCACUGCACUGGUUGGGUGUGGUAAAGAAGGAGGUUUGUGGGUCGAAAGCGAAGCUGAACUGAUGGCAGACAUUGACGCUGCCUCGACUAAAACCUCUGAAUGCACUUGGCCUGGUGAAGUUCUCGCAGGAGCUUUGUACACGUUAAAAUGUUGUCCUGUCCAUUCUCGGUAUCUUCGAAAAGGCUUGGGGCAACACGAGCCUUUGCAGCAAAGCGAAUUCGUAAUGACGCCUAAAGAGCUUAGAACUCUGCUAUCCAAAUUUGAAGUAAAGUUCAGUACUGAAGAUGAGGAAGAUCUCGUUAAGAAGACGACCAUGUCAACAGCAAGCACAAUGAAGUGUCUCAAUAUUGAAGUUUAGGUUUUGCCGUUGAAUGAAGAUCAAGAUUAGUCAACUUCGACCACAACGCAUACUAUACUGCAUUUUUCACUUUGUACGCGUUGCAUACCUACAGCGUAAGCGCCUCCAUUUUCGUCUGCUGUCGAGGUCGGUUGAUUCGGCUUGAAAAGUGCGGCAUUUUCAUUUUAGUCAGAGAUAACCGAGUCUUAGAUUAGAUAAAUAAAAUAAAAAAUAAAAGACUUCAUUUAACCUGAAAGGCCAAUCAGUGAUCAGAUCUUGCUAUACAGACACGUGCUAAGUAUUACGAGAUUUAUUCACAAGAGUUAACUGAAUUCACAGAACUGAACAGAAUUUUUUUUAGAACCACGUGCACGCAAUCAGUACAAGCUCAAUUGUCAUAAAAAUACAUGAGAAAUAAAAUGCAUGAGAAAGAGGCACAUAUUCUUGUUAAGUUAAUUAUGUGAUAACCGUUGUUUAUGUUACAGUCUGUUGUACCUUACUUUUCAAUAAAAUAAGCUCAAGUUUGUAUCUUA